AUGCCCAGAGGGAGGAGGACGAGGGUUCUCCACAGAAGGCCCUCCCCACCAAGCGCCUUCAGGGAGCACUUCUCCUACCUCUGCUUUGACCAGGAGCAAUUCCUGAGGCAUCUGCAAUUCACCAUAGAGGUAGCUACGGAACUGCACCACUUCCUUCAACAUGACCUGCAACCUCAUAGCACUGCUAGUUGCCUUCAAGGUCACUAUAACUUGAAACCUCUACGCAACUGGAUAAUUCCAGCUCCAGAGAAGAAGCUUCCUCCACCAAAAGAAGACAAAAAGGAAGUAAAACAAGAAGAAAUAAAAGAUGAUGAGAUCAAAUCUGAAGAAGAGCAUUACUGUGACAUGAUUUGCUGCCAAUUCAAGAGGCCUCCAAUCAAAAAGUUCAUACAAAAGUUAAGAAUCCCUGAAAGCAUUGAUAUGUACACAGAUUGGCUUUACGUGCUGUGGCUGUUUUUUGUGGUACUAGCAUGGAACUGGAGCUGCUGGUUUAUUCCUCUGCGCUGGACUUUCAACUAUCAGAUGCCAGAGACUCUUAUCUUCUGGUUAACCAUUGAUUAUAUAUGUGACUUCAUCUAUCUACUUGAUAUGUCAGUAUUCCAGGUCCGACUGCAGUUCAUUAAACGAGGAGACAUAAUAGCUGAUAAAGAAGGAAUGAGAAAGAAUUAUACACAAUCAUUAAAAUUCAAGCUUGAUCUGGCAUCGGUAAUCCCAUUUGAUUUACUCUACCUGGUGUUUGGCUGUAAUCCCCUAUUUCGAUUGAAUCGUGUACUUAAGUAUUUAACAUUCUUUGAGUUCAAUCAUCGACUUGAGGCGAUGAUGGAAAAAGCCUAUAUAUACAGAAUUGCACGAACAACAGGAUACCUACUUUUCCUACUGCAUAUAAAUGCUUGUAUUUAUUACUGGGCUUCAGAGUAUGAAGGCAUUAACAGCACUAAGUGGGUCUACAAUGGCAAAGGAAAUAGGUACCUGAGGUGUUACUAUUGGGCAAUCCGCUCUUUGAUUACUAUUGGUGGUAUUUCCGAACCAGUCACUCUCUUUGAAAUAAUCUUUCAGGGGUGCAAUUAUUUCAUAGGUGUCUUUGUUUUCUCCAGCUUACUUGGUCAGAUGCGUGAUAUUAUUGGGAAAGCCACUGCAGGGAAGAACUAUUACCAAAUUUCAGUUGACAACACAAUGAAGUACAUGAAUGCAUAUUCAGUUUCAAGAAGUGUGCAAAAUCGUGUGCGUAAAUGGUAUGAAUACAUAUGGGAAUCACAAGGCCAGCUGGAUUCAUCUGAGCUACUGGAAAGUAUGCCAAUAAAAAUGCAGCUGUCCAUUGCUAUUGAUCAAAACUAUGCAAUAAUCAGCAAAGUUGACCUGUUUAAGGACUGUGACCAACAGAUGAUAUAUGACAUGCUGCUCAGGCUGAAGUCAGUUGUAUAUUUACCUGGUGAUUUUGUAUGUAAGAAGGGAGAUAUAGGCAACGAAAUGUAUAUCAUCAAGACAGGACAGGUCCAAGUGCUUGGUGGACCUGAUGGCAAAAAGGUUCUGAUUACCUUGAAGGUUGGAUCAGUAUUUGGAGAAAUCAGUCUUCUGGCAGGAGCUGGAGGGAAUCGACGCACUGCCAAUGUAAUUGCCAGUGGAUUUGCAAACUUGUUUAUUUUGAACAAAAAGACUCUGAGUGAAAUUCUGGUGAAUUAUCCAUAUUCCCAAAAGAUCCUUAAAAUGAAGGCCAAGUAA
Carcharodon carcharias (great white shark) is the source of this 1719-nucleotide messenger RNA. RefSeq names its product cyclic nucleotide-gated cation channel beta-3-like. Gene Ontology annotation, biological process: monoatomic cation transmembrane transport. The record is from RefSeq and is a predicted model, not a curated record. Gene Ontology annotation, cellular component: intracellular cyclic nucleotide activated cation channel complex; photoreceptor outer segment; plasma membrane. Bases 1 to 1719 code for a protein of 572 amino acids. NCBI's taxonomy places the organism in Eukaryota, Metazoa, Chordata, Chondrichthyes, Lamniformes, Lamnidae. Gene Ontology annotation, molecular function: cGMP binding; intracellularly cAMP-activated cation channel activity; protein-containing complex binding. The transcript has 13 exons.